UCUAUGUUGAGGAACGGCAUUCUGUGACUCCAUUCUGGCAAGUCCCGUGCCAGAAUCUUCCCUGGCCAGCGUCUUCCGUCGAUCCAGCACUGCUCGCUACACGCACGCAUUUUAUUUUCUACUAGGACGAGUUUAGCUUGCAGUGACUGUAACGCGUAGCUCUAGAAUGGAGAAGUCGAAGCGGCCGCGCGCGGGCGAGGCGGGCGGGAGGGGACAAGCGGCGGCGGCGAUGGGGGAGGAGCAGCUGGCGGAUUUCGUGGAGAAGAUGCGCAAAGUGCACGAGGAGCUCGAGGAGGUGGCGGACAAGGCGAGCGAGGAGGUGCUUGAGGUGGAGCGCUCGUUUGUGUCACAACGUCGGCGGCCGCUGUACGACAGGCGCAAGGAGGUCCUCGCUAAGAUCCCGCGCUUCUGGCAAAACGUGCUUUGCAACUGCGGGUCGAUCCGCCACUGCACGGUGGAGCAGGACGUGAAGGUGCUGGAGCACCUCACCUCGCUAGACGUGGAGGAGAAUAAGGAGGGCGAUCCGGGUUAUACCAUCAUCAUGACCUUCGCCCCGAACCCCUUCUUCAGCAACGAGUCGCUCUCGCGGUCGCUGGUGAUGCAGGACGACCUCACGCUCAGAGUCACGGGCACGCGGAUCGCCUGGAAGGAGGGGCAGGACUACACGGCAGGCAUCAAGGCGUAUGUGGAGGAUGAGGAGGAGGAGGAUGAGGAGGGCAAGGAGCAGCUCGUCAGUUUGUUCAGCUGGCUUGCGUUUGGAGACGAUGACCCCAUCCCGGUCACUGCCGAUGAUAUUGGAAAUGCUAUUCGGGAGGAGAUAUUCCAAAACCCGUUGAAAUACUACCACAAGGAGGGAGUGAGGCCGCGAGAGGAGGUGGAGGAGGGGGAGGAGGAUGAUGAGCCGGAGUAUGCGUUCGAAUAUAGCGGGGACGAGGGGGAGGAGGGAGAGGAGGGCGAGGAAGGGGAGGAAGGAGAUGACGAUGAUGAGGCAGAGGAGGCGGAUGACUAACUAGGCGAGUUACGGUAACAUGUGCGGGCUGAGUAGCGGAUUACAGGUUCCUUGCUCGCUCACUACCGAUGCUAGACUCACUAAGACACAAACUGCUACUGCGCUUAUAGAUCUGCAGUGACAACACUGGUGUAUGCACUGGCUUAUAUUCAACUUCUUUUGUGCCCACUGCAUUCCAUGUGCCGUGAUGCACACUCUUUCUGCCGAAGCAUUGAGUAUAAGCAU
Molecule: messenger RNA, 1234 nt
Organism: Closterium sp. NIES-67
Lineage: Eukaryota; Viridiplantae; Streptophyta; Zygnematophyceae; Desmidiales; Closteriaceae
Source: the annotation of a GenBank genome assembly